Chelonia mydas (Green sea turtle) is the source of this 2271-nucleotide messenger RNA. Its product is annotated as zona pellucida sperm-binding protein 1-like. Bases 61 to 2091 code for a protein of 676 amino acids. The record is from RefSeq and is a predicted model, not a curated record. Lineage: Eukaryota; Metazoa; Chordata; Testudines; Cheloniidae. Gene Ontology annotation, biological process: prevention of polyspermy; binding of sperm to zona pellucida. The transcript is spliced from 12 exons. Gene Ontology annotation, molecular function: structural constituent of egg coat; acrosin binding. Gene Ontology annotation, cellular component: egg coat.
ACAGCUUCCUUGUAUGGGAAGUGGCUGCUGGGCAGGGUUUUACUAGCAGCUCCUGACACCAUGGGGCUGGGCUAUAGGCAUUUUGUGGGCUUAGUGCUGCUCUGGUCUCUGGGGACAGCCCUUGGGCAGGGGGACUUCCGCAGGGUCAGUUUCUCUGUCUUGCAGCAUGGAUAUGAGUAUGACUGUGGAGACUAUGGAAUGCAGCUGCUGGUCUUUCCCAGCCAGGGCCGCACUGUCCGCUUCAAAGUUGUGGAUGAGUUUGGGACAGCCUUUGAGGUUACCAACUGCUCCAUCUGCCUCCACUGGGUCACAUCUAACCAGGAAGGGGUGGUGACCUUCUCAGCAGGCUACAAUGGCUGUCAUGUGCUGAAGAAGGAUGGCCGUAACCACCUGCAGGUGCGAGUGGAGGAACUGCUGAGCACCAGGGCUGUUGCUGCCACCCGUGACGUUAACUUGACCUGCCCCAAGCCCACUGAACGUGACUUAACCCCAGAGGAGACCAUGCGCUACGUGCCGCAGCCGGGCCUGGUGCGCCCGGUGCCCGUGCCGCAGCCGGGCCUGGUGCGCCCGGUGCCCCAGCCGCAGCCGGGCCUGGUGCGCCCGGUGCCCCAGCCGCAGCCGGGCCUGGUGCGCCCGGUGCCCCAGCCGCAGCCGGGCCUGGUGCGCCCGGUGCCCCAGCCGCAGCCGGGCCUGGUGCGCCCGGUGCCCCAGCCGCAGCCGGGCCUGGUGCGCCCGGUGCCCCAGCCGCAGCCGGGCCUGGUGCGCCCGGUGCCCCAGCCGCAGCCGGGCCUGGUGCGCCCGGUGCCCCAGCCGCAGCCGGGCCUGGUGCGCCCGGUGCCCCAGCCGCAGCCGGGCCUGGUGCGCCCGGUGCCCCAGCCGCAGCCGGGCCUGGUGCGCCCGGUGCCCCAGCCGCAGCCGGGCCUGGUGCGCCCGGUGCCCCAGCCGCAGCCGGGCCUGGUGCGCCCCAUCUAUCCUCCACUGAGUAAUAGAGGUGCCCACCUAACACAGGAGCAGUGCCAAGUGGUGGCUGGGAAGAUCCCCUGUGCAAAUGCCCUUGACCAAGCUGCUUGCUUCCAGGCUGGGUGCUGCUAUGAUGGGACUGACCCAACUACUCCUUGCUACUAUGGAAACACAGUCACUGUUCAGUGCCUUAUGGAUGGUCACUUCAUUCUGGUGGUCUCCAAGGACAUGUCUGACCACCCCAUCAUCCUGGACAGUGUCCGGCUAGCCUAUGCCCAGGCAGGGUGUGAUCCCAUCAGGAUGACUGAAGCUUUUGUGCUCUUCCGCUUCCCUCUCACACAAUGUGGUACCACAGUCCAGAUGAUUGGGGACAAAUUGAUCUAUGAGAAUCAGCUGAUCUCUGGCAUUGACAUACAGACUGGGCCAGAGGGCUCUAUCACUCGGGACAGCACCUUCAUCCUCCAUGCUCGCUGCAUCUACAAUGCCAGUGACUUUCUGCCAGUCCAGGUCGAGGUCUUCUUGCCCCCCACACCUGCUCCAGUCACCCAGGCAGGACCCCUCCGGCUUGAGUUGCGCAUCGCCACAGACCCGAGCUACAGAUCCUAUCUCACGGAGAGAGACUACCCUGUGGUGAAAGUGCUCAGGGACCCUGUCUACAUGGAGGUUCGCAUCCUGCACAGAACAGACCCGUCCCUGGUUCUGGUUCUGCACCAGUGCUGGGCCACCCCAAGCGCUAACCCCCUGCAGCAGCCGCAGUGGCCCAUCUUGGUGGACGGGUGCCCAUUCCUGGGAGACAACUACAGAACCCAGCUUGUGCCCAUGGGCCCUGCAUCUGAGCUGCCCUUCCCAACUCACCACCAGCGCUUUGUCCUCUCCACCUUUGCCUUUGUGGACUCUGCUGCCCAGAUGGUGCUUGAGGGACUGGUGUACAUCUUCUGUAGUGCCUCAGCCUGCUCACCAUCCCAGCUGGAGCCCUGCCAGACCAUAUGCCCAUCAGGGGUGACUGCAAGAGGCCGUCGGUUCCUGACUAUCCAAAAUGGGAUAGAGCCUCUCGAUGUGGUGAGCUCUCAUGGGCCUGUGAUUUUUCUAGGACAGCCCAGAGGCAUUCAAAGAUUCAGUCUAUGGGAAUGAAGAUCCUGUCUCUAGACUAGAUUUGUCCCCUGUGCUCCUGGCUGGGCUCUUGCUGCUGGCUGUGAUCUCCAUUCUCACUGCUGUGAUCAUGCUCUGGAAGAGAAAAGGCUGGAUGACAGGGUUCCAAAACCCUCAUGAAGGAACAUUGUAGCAAAAACCAAUAAAACUGGUUGUAUCCUA